GACGUCGGCAUUCUUGAGCGGAAGUGGCAGCAGGAUGAGAAGAACUACAGCCACCUGAAAGAGAGAGCCGAAAACUGCUGAAAACAGAAUUAAAACCCUGUAAACUGUGAAAUUUGGAGAAAUAGACAUGAGGACAGUAUUUGUAACAGUCGGCACCACCUGCUUUGACGAGCUCAUCGGAACAAUCACGAGCUCAGAGUCUGCGCAGGUAUGUGAUAUUUGUUUGUAUACAUCUUACUGUAUAAAAAGUAAUAGAAAAUCAAAAUCAGAUCAUGAAACGAACUUUUGAGUGAUUGGACUCUAAAUACCAGAGUUAACAGGAGCACAGUCUUUAGGAAAUAGAAAAACUAGAGUUUCCUGUCUCAGUUAAAUUUACUGACUUCUAUAGGAAAGUGUAUUAAACCAGAAAUAACUUUAGAUGGUGUUAAAAUAAAUCCUUUGUUGCUUAAAAUAUGUAAGUUCUAUGCUACUUUUAGGCUGGCAAUUUGUAGGCAACUAUUGUAAAUUGUUAAAAUGUCUGUUUAAACAAAACUAGGGGUGGAAAUCACCAGUGGCCCCACGAUACGAUAUUAUCACGAUACUCGGUUACGAUACAAUUUUUUAAUACAAUUUUAUUUAAAUGAGCCGAUAUGAUAUAUCACCAGACAAAAUAUCACGAUACUAUGCUGGAUCUAUUUGUUUUUUUUUCGCCAAAACUGAGAAGCUCUCAGGUAUUUUAAGGCACAAAUUACUUACAAGAGCUUUUCCUUUUCAAAAACAAUCCCAAUAAUGCUUUACUGUGAAAUGUUGAGAAAUUGUUUGACUUUGGGAAUUAUUGAUUUCUUUCAUGGUAUGUUUUCAUUUAUGAUACAGGCUCUGAAAGCUCGGGGAUAUGAGCGUCUGGUUCUUCAGAUUGGAAGGGGAUCAUUUGUUCCAGAGGCUGACAGCUGCCCACAGAUCAAACUCGAGGUGUUUCGAUUCAAAGACUCGAUAGCAGAAGACAUGAAGCAGGCGGACCUCGUCAUCAGCCAUGCAGGUGAGUGAGAUUUUAAAAAGUUUAUCCUCUGAGCAUAAAACAGGCAGUGUGUAGUCUGUGAAUUUUUCCACAUGCCAAUUUAACAUCAUUUUUGUUCCAGCACAUUCAUGCUUUGAGUGAUUUAAUGAGUAUCACAGUUUGUUUUAUCAGAGACAUAAAGUUGCUGUAUCGUGGCCAUCUAGUACAGACUGUGAUGUGGCGUGGAAGUUUGAAGAUUUCUCUCCUAAUGCCCCCACACUCCCCUGCCCAUCCAGAUAUCUCCUGCAUGCAUUCAUGUUGUUUUAGGAGUGGAGGGAGUAGCCAGGUCAAGCAGAUAGUGUUCAGACAGGAGGUUCCUACCUUGCAUCAACCAUGAAUACCCCCAGUGAUCACUCAUGAUGUUACAAAACAGUUUUCUCCUCCUCUCACACACACACACAAGCUCCACAAGUAGCACAUUCGAGUGGUCGUCACAGACUAAAUGAUGUUGUUCAUUAAGUCGCUUAUUUGAUCAGCUGAAGCCUGGUGUUCCCGGUGUUACAGUUUGGCUGUUUAUCUUUGAAUCACAAUGACUGCACAGUAGACUGGAGUCUCAAAUUACAGUGAAAGAAAACAGACCAAAAGAAGUCAUCAACACACAGAUCCAUAUAACUGUGCUCCUUUUAUAACCUGUAGGAAGAGGUGGAGGCAUUGAUCACAUACAAUAUCAGGAUGUGAAAUUGGCAACAGGACAGAUCAUACCAGAGAACAUCAGAGCAGACAGAGAGUCUAGAAAAAAACUCAAACACUUGAUCACUUCUGUUACAAAAUUCUUAGUCAGCUCUUUCCUCCUCAGCAGGAGUAUUUCUAUCUAGAAAACAGAAGCAGUCUUUUUCACUCUUCAAACAUGCAGGCCUGUCCUAUGUUUACGUUUUUAUGCAUAGACUCCUUCAUCAUAUGUUGUACUAACAUAAGAAAUGACAGAAAUUUAUUUUUUUGGUGGUACAAAGAAAGAAUACAUCUAUAAAACAAGUCACUUUUUAGGUAUUACAAACAAGUUAAGUAGAAAAAUUCACUUUGAUUUAUAUAAUUUUGAAAUGUCUUACCCAGUUUCAUGUUGAAUGCAGUUCGAGCUUUGUUUUUGUUAAGGACAACCUGGCCACAGUAGGAAAGCCUACCAACCAGUUAUUUAAUUAUAUUGUUAAAAGCUUCUGAGUCCAGCUGCCUGGCUCAAAAUAAAAAGUUUUAACUUGACUGUUGUGCAUGUAAAUAGAGAAAUGUAUGCAACAGCCUACUUGGAUCACCAUGCUGGUGUUAUUUUAGGUGUCAAAGAGUUGAAUAUUGAAAAAAUAUGUAUAUUUAAAUAUAUAUUGUGAGUCUCAAUAUAUCCUAAAAAUGUCAAGAUCUUUGUCAAAAUUCAUAUCGCCAGCUCCAGCCAGAAGUCUUGUGUUACAUCAUUCCCAGACCACAGUUUUGAAUUUAAAAACAAACAAAAGCAAAUAAGAUAUGUGAGCAUCGUGCAAACAUUAAACAGGAAAGCUAUGAUCACGAGAGCAGACAGUCAAAACUUCAGGGUAUCUGGUGUCAUGAAGCAAACACAAGAUUACACAUUACAUCAUAAUUUACUCUCCAAACAUCGAAAGUCUACCACCCAUGUUGUCUUUCCUCAUCUGCUCUGUCUCUUGAUAUCAUUUCUCAGCUAUUACCGAGCAUGUUUAAUUUAAGGCUGGUAAAACAGCUUGAACAAAGCUGUAUAGUUACAGUAGCACCAACUGUGUAAAUCUGUCUUCUGCCAGAGGAACCAACAUGCUUUCAGUUUGUAAUGAGAGAAAACCUGAUCCCUCUUUGUUCUUCCUACUGUCAUUGUGCACCACAUGCUUCAGGUUAUACUUCCAGCUAGCCGAUCACUUUAUUGCAAUCAAGAGUAAAAUAAAGCUUCAAGCACGGAGCCCAAGGGAACUUUCUUUGUUACCAUCCUGCUUGUGUAGAUUGCUGGCUAACAGAAAGAAAGCCUGGCUAUGUAAAACCUGCUUCAUCCUGUGCUAAGCUGAAGUAUUUCUAAGAAAUUAAUGAAAGAUGAAGAAAAGACAGUCGAGUGGAUGUACGGUCCGUCACAUUAAUGGGCACACAGGAGCACGAGGAGCAGCUGGUAUGACCAAAGGUCAAUAUUUACAAUAACAAGGACUUGCAGUAAGGACAUGGAUGACAGUGUGUUUGUUAAUAGGAUUAUUAAUCGUCUCGUCUUAGUUGAGGAGAUGACUCAUACGUACCAGAGAAACACAUGAAUGUUUUUGCAGAUUGACCCAGUCUGCUGAGGCUACACAAGCAAUCACAUGAUGAAGUUUGACAAUGAAGGAAUACCAAUACAGGUACAAGUGCCCUGUUUUCACUUAGCAACCAGAAAUUGACCAAUCAGAUAAAGCCACAGCUAAAUGUAUUCUACUCUUAGGUUACCUAAUUGAGGUGACCGACAAGAUGGCUGGGCUUGUUGAAUAAGAAAAACAAGCUAUUUUUGAAUGUUGUUGAAGCAGGACCGAUAUAAGGACUACAUUUAAAUGUGAAAAACAGAAGCAACAUAUUUCAAGUGUUAAAUUUGACCCACUAAAGAUGCUUCAUAUACACUUAGUAUCAUUGCAGGAUUGAUCAUGUAAAAGCUCAUCAUAAAGUGUGCUUCAAAAUACCAUAGAGCUCACAUUAUAACUCACUGCUUUUACAAGCUGUAAAGACACUUGUUUAUAAACUAAACUCAAAGUAGAAAUUGACCACAGUAUAAGCUAAACUACCAAGAUUGUCUUGUGUUUCAUUCCUGUCUACGUUGUGAUGUUGUUUACUCCGUUAACCCAACCCAGUAGUUGCAGAAUCUCAGACGGGCUUAAGUUACAGUCAUGAAUAAGGAUCUUGUUUUCCUCCUCAGGGGCAGGAAGCUGUUUGGAGGCCCUCGGAGCGGGCAAGCCUCUGCUGGUUGUAGUAAAUGACAAACUGAUGGACAACCACCAGCUGGAGCUGGCCCAGCAACUCCACGUGGACUCCCACUUAUUGUACUGCACAUGCAGGUGUGUGUUUCUCACAUAUAAAGAGUGUGCACAUGUGAGGUUGUUGAGCUCAAAGAAUAGUAAACAGCUUCGUCUUUUUUUCUUCUAAUCUUUCAGCACCCUGACAGAAACUUUGAGGAGCAUGGAUCUCUCUGUUCUUCAGCCCUACCAGCCCGGACAGACCAAGAUUUUUGCAAACUUUUUAGACAAAGCUCUUGGAGUUCAGUGAAGCAUUGAUUGAACAGGACUGCUCAUUUUUUGUUACACUGAUGAUAACAGUGUUGUAGUAAGAUACAACACUUGGCCCUGACAUUGUAAUUAUACUGUAUUUUACAAUAUUUUCAGUUUUUAUAUAUAAUUUAUGUUUCAUAUUAAAUUCUAAUAUCUGAAGUGA
Molecule: messenger RNA, 4399 nt
Organism: Xyrichtys novacula (pearly razorfish)
Lineage: Eukaryota; Metazoa; Chordata; Actinopteri; Labriformes; Labridae
Source: the annotation of a GenBank genome assembly